UUAGAGGUUAUAUAACAGAAUUAAUAUAUAUCGGAGUUAUUUAUUAGGAAAUAAAUUAAAAUAAUUUAAAAGAUAGACGAGAUAAGUGUCCAAAGAUUAGAUACCGGUGUGUAAGGAUUAAAGAGUGAGAGUAUACGUUUAUUAAACUAAGUGACCGAGUCGAAAAUGCAGACCCUGGAGGUUUUCGUGAACUCCACGCCAGACCCGUGGAACAUCACGUUAUUGAUGGAAAAUUACACGUAUUACAAUAACACGAACACGACUGGUCUGCAGCAGAGGAAUCAGUUCAUAUUACCAUGGUGGAGACAAAUGAUAUGGACGUUGUUGUUCGCUGGCAUGAUCAUCGUGGCCACUGGUGGCAACCUGAUUGUGAUUUGGAUCGUAUUAGCUCACAAACGGAUGCGCACGGUCACCAAUUACUUCUUGGUAAACUUGAGCAUUGCGGACGCGAUGGUGUCCACGUUGAACGUCACGUUCAACUAUAUCUACAUGCUGAACAGCCAUUGGCCCUUUGGCACGCUCUAUUGCAAGAUAUGCCAAUUCGUCGCGGUGCUGACUAUAUGCGCCAGUGUCUUCACUCUGAUGGCGAUUUCCAUUGACAGAUACAUGGCCAUCAUGAACCCACUGAGACCUCACAUGGGCAGAAGAGCUACCCUCUGUAUAGCAGUCGUCAUCUGGAUCGUAGGAGUUAUCCUGUCGCUACCGAUGCUAUUCUUCUACACGAAACGUAUACUCAAAAUUUCGCAAAUGGCGAAAUAAGAGUAAUCUGUUACGGAGAUUUCCCCAACAGAGACGAAAAUGGCCUCAGUUACGACGAAUACCUAUACAACGUGAUCUUCACGAUACUGACGUACAUUCUACCAAUUGGAUCGAUGACGUUCACCUACGCCAGGAUUGGCUUGGAGUUAUGGGGUUCACAAAGCAUUGGCGAAAAUACCGCAGGACAAUUGGAGGGUAU
Eufriesea mexicana is the source of this 958-nucleotide messenger RNA. Its product is annotated as tachykinin-like peptides receptor 99D. Bases 166 to 759 code for a protein of 197 amino acids. Gene Ontology annotation, molecular function: tachykinin receptor activity. The transcript has 3 exons. Gene Ontology annotation, biological process: G protein-coupled receptor signaling pathway. The record is from RefSeq and is a predicted model, not a curated record. Lineage: Eukaryota; Metazoa; Arthropoda; Insecta; Hymenoptera; Apidae. Gene Ontology annotation, cellular component: plasma membrane.